AUGAAGGACAAAAUAGAACUAUAUCUAAAGAAGACAUCAGAAGAUGAUUGGAAACCGGACAACUGGAUAAUACAGUUCUGGGCACCUAAAACGGUGUUGAAUCGGUUGUGCUUAGCAACUACACAUCAGCCUUAUGCGGUUGGUAGUCUUACAAAAGACAUAGAUUCUUUUAGGAAGAAAUGCAUGGAACAUUAUUAUUUGGUAGAUGACGAAGCCAAAGAGGAGGAACUCGGACCCCCCGGACGAGUCUUCAGAAAUAGGCAGCCUGAAAUAACUAGUGACCUCUUCCAGUACACUACAAAAGAAUAUCCAAUUAGGAGUGAUGCAAUGUAUUGCUGUAAUGAAGGAGGAUAUUUUGCUUUCCCAAUAUUUGAUGAUGAAAACAAUCACCAGUGUGAUGGUGUGCUGGAGUUCGUCGGAUUUCCUCACUGUCACCUUAGACGCAUUGCAAGAACACUAGAGAUUGGGAAACUGUGGUCGACUACCAAUGAUUUCCACAGCAAUUUCUUAUCAAAUCAACGAGAUAUUCUCACUGGCAGAGAAGAAGCUUUGAUUGAAAUUUGCAAUCUCCUUCAACAGUCACAUGGGUACCAUCGCAAAAUUGUUGGGGCAAAUGUUUGGGUCAUUAAUGGAGAAUGUGUUAGUACUUCAAAUACUAAUAUGACUUGCAUGAAGCUCGCACUGUCUACUGAUUACGUGGGCAUAUAUUUAUCAACAAAUGUUGUACCCAGAGAUGAAAAUGUUCACACGAUUCACGUAAAUGGCAGAAAAGGGAUUGUUGGGAUUGCAUUGGAAUCUGAAAGCAAAGCUUGUUUUUGCCCUGAUAUUGAAUCAUCUUCUUUGGAUCCGGGUUGCCUAAAUAUUAAUUUAUCUGUCUUGGAUCCGGGUUGUAUUGGUUGUUUUGCAAUUUGUAUGCAAAGUUCACACACUGGUGAUCUUGUUUAUGUUAUGGAGUUCUAUCUUUCAAACAAUAAAGUUAAUGCUCACAUCCUGCAAUUCUUGGACUUCUUUCUACAUAAAAUGAAGCGUGAACUCAAAACGUUCAAGAUGGAAUGUGGGAAAGAGCUAGGAGAAGAAUUGGUGGUUCAAGUUAUAGAUGUUAAUGGCAACAAAGUAGAAAAAUUUGUUCUUAAAGGUAAGGUACGCAUUCCAGCUAGAUGGCCAAAUAGAGAGGAACAAAUGAAGAAUCAUCCCCUUUUAGAAGGAACAAGUGUCGAGGAACCUCGAGGAGAUACAAACAAGGAAAGCAUUCAUUCACGCAUUGUUGGGGAGACAGAUAAGGUAGUUAAAAAACGGAAACUUGAAGAAGAUAUGAUGAAGGCAAUGAUGGUAUCUUCUGAUGAUACUGAUUUACAACUUAGAGUCAGACCACAACAAGCGAUUAGAGUUUAUCCACUUCUGGUUUUUUUCUGGUUCUUUCCCAAAUCUUAG
Messenger RNA from Salvia hispanica, 1431 nucleotides. RefSeq names its product protein NLP3-like. The record is from RefSeq and is a predicted model, not a curated record. Gene Ontology annotation, molecular function: DNA-binding transcription factor activity. NCBI's taxonomy places the organism in Eukaryota, Viridiplantae, Streptophyta, Magnoliopsida, Lamiales, Lamiaceae.